CAGCCCCGAGCCCUUCUCUUCUCCCCGCAGCCCCGGAGCCGCUGUCCCGGCCCGGCCCCGCCAUGAGAGCCCCGGCGCCGGUUGCGCUGGGUUGCAUCAGCUUGGUGCUGUGUCUGCUGGAGCUGCCCGCCUGCCUGCCCCUGCCCGACGGCCGCUCGCCCAAGCGCAGGGAGCCCCCGGACCGGAGACCCUCCCCAGCCUCGCUCCUUGGGGACCACCCGGGACCGCAGCCCCCGGCCCUGCCGCAGCCCGCCGGCAGCCCUCGGCACAGACCGCUCGUCCCGCGCCACGGCCCGAAGCUCAACCCGCGCCACGGACCCCGGCUCACCCCCCGGCACGGCGCCCGCCCGGUUCCCCGGCACAAACCGCUCGUCCCGCGGCAGAGCCCGAAGCUCGCCCCGCGGCACGGACCCCGGCACGGUGCCCGCCUGGCCCCCCGGCACGUCCGCCGCCUCGUCCUGCGGCAUGGCUCCCGGCACCCGCGGGGCCGCCGGCACGCGUCGGGGCGGCUGCAGCACACGCAGCUGCUGCGGGUGGGCUGCGUGCUGGGCACCUGCCAGGUGCAGAACCUGAGCCACCGCCUCUGGCAGCUGAUGGGCCAGUCGGGCCGCCAGGACUCGUCCCCCAUGAACCCCAACAGCCCCCAUAGCUACGGGUGAUGGGGGGGGGGUGGGUCGCUGCACUAGACCGCCUGGCCCCGCGCCCCCCGCUCUGCCCCGCGGGACCCCCCACUAAAGCGCUUCCAGAGUCA
This is a messenger RNA of Harpia harpyja (harpy eagle), 751 nucleotides long. It is a transcript of the gene ADM2, whose product is annotated as adrenomedullin 2. Lineage: Eukaryota; Metazoa; Chordata; Aves; Accipitriformes; Accipitridae. Gene Ontology annotation, molecular function: hormone activity. Gene Ontology annotation, cellular component: extracellular region. The record is from RefSeq and is a predicted model, not a curated record. The transcript is spliced from 2 exons. Gene Ontology annotation, biological process: adenylate cyclase-activating G protein-coupled receptor signaling pathway; positive regulation of heart rate; regulation of systemic arterial blood pressure. Bases 63 to 659 code for a protein of 198 amino acids.